AUUCAAGGAACCUCUAGAAUCAAUCUUGCCCAGCCCGCCUUGGAUUCAGGAGUCUUUACUUACUUCGAUACCCGUUCCUUAAUGUUGCGGCGGCCAUUCGCACAUAUUCAUCUCUUUGCCAUCGAGGUGCUGGUGUGCCCACGUUUGUAGAGAUAUACACGCCAUCGUCGAACAAUCCUUACCGACUGGGAACACAGCAUCGGUCUCCAUACAUCCAGCGCGAUGAUUCAGCGACGUUUCAUACCCAUCACGGCGAUUGCGGCAGUCAUUAUCUUCCUCUUCUACUACCACAGUACAUCGAUCGAAGCGACAUGGCGGAGGAUACCGCAACACAUUGGUCUAGGCGACAAGUUCGACGAGGUGCUGGAUCCAGACCGCGGACAGCAACAUGACCCGACUGAAGACCUCAAGAAUUGGAAUCCGAAAAUGGACUUCCGUCCUGGCGAGAGUAGGCCUAUGGGAUACAAUUUCAGCACGUUGCUGGUAAUGGCCACGACAAAGGAGGAGGACACAAACUGGGUGCAGGAACUGAUUCCUAACCAACCGAUUGCAAAAUACGUUGCCAACGACCCGAGCGCGAAGUACCACCCGCCGAAGAACAAAGGCCACGAAGUCAUGAUUUACUUGUCAUGGAUCAUCGACAACUACCACGACCUGCCCGACGUCACGCUCUUUAUGCACUGGCAUCGCUGGACCUGGCACAACAACGAGAUCAUGGGUCUCGAUUCGUCCGAGAUUGUCAAGCGUCUCAACCCGAACCGCGUGAUCCGCGAGGGCUUCAUGAACCUGCGCUGCCACUGGCACCCCGGUUGCCCGGACUGGAUGAAGCCCGGCGCGACCGACGACGACGAGCACCGUCCCGAACAGCGCGAGCUAGCAAAAGCGUGGAGUGAGCUUUUCCCGCUGGAUCCCAUUCCGCAGGUGUUGGCCGGCAUGUGCUGUGCGCAAUUUGCCCUGAGCGCGGACCGAAUCCGGGCGCUUCCACUGUCGCGGUAUGUCUACUACCGCGACUGGCUGUUGCGGACGCGGCUGGAGGAUGGGAUCAGUGGGCGCGUGUGGGAGUACGUGUGGCACUUUAUCUGGACUGGGGAGACGUUUCAUUGCCCCGAGGAGCAUGUCUGCUACUGCGACGGCUACGGCUUCUGCUUCGGCGGCCGCGAUCAAUACAACGAAUAUCAGGAGAUUAAUGGGAAGAAGCGUGGCUGGGAGGGCAAGCUGCGCGACUGGCGGAACAAAAAGGAGGCCAUCGAGAAGGCCGAGAAAGAGGGCAAGACGGAGGAGCUCAAGAAGCUGGAGAAGCCGGAGCCUGGCAAGGAUGCCGAGUUCGAGAAGGAGAUUCAGAAAUAUAACAAGAUCUUGGACGGGCUGAGGGAUAAUGCGGUCAAGAGGGGCAAUGACCCGAAGACGAGGGCGGAGGAGCUGGGGAGAGAGUGGAAGGAAGGAGAUGGGUUUUGAGAGUGUUGGCUUUGGGGUAUGGGGUUGGGGUGUAUCAUAAUAUCGGGUGGGUGGGCAUGGUGAGAUGCAUUGUCUGGUGUGUCUUCUACAGGUGGCGGAGUCUAAAUAUACGCGGCUCUUGCGGGCAGCAUUCAUCAGAGGCAUCAUCAAUCGAGAAGUUUUAUCACAGGAGAUGCUUGCGGUGUCUCUUACUGAUGUCCGUGGACGAUGAGAGUCAGAUUCAGGACUACCUAGGUAAGUGGAAUGUGAGUACAUGGC
Molecule: messenger RNA, 1713 nt
Organism: Pseudovirgaria hyperparasitica
Lineage: Eukaryota; Fungi; Ascomycota; Dothideomycetes; Acrospermales; Acrospermaceae
Exons: 2
Coding region: 223-1455 (410 amino acids)
Source: RefSeq, a predicted model, not a curated record